UUAUAACUUUAUUUUACAUUUCAACGCUUGUUUAUAAAGCAACUCAUAUUCUGAUUUAUUUUCUUUUGAAUCUCUGCAUAAAUGUGACUGACGCAUUUAUUGACAUUUCAAAGUGUGCGUGUAUUGCUUCGAUCUGUGACUCUGAACAAGCUGAACAGGCCAAGGAAACUUGUUGCUACAACAUUUUCCGGGGAUCAAAAGAUGGAAGACCAAGACACAAUUGAUUCCCCGAAUGUGAUGUUAACAGUUGCCCUAUACUCCAGUAUUUGGUGUACGCUGUACUUUACAUUGUGUCUUGUUAAUUAUAAGAGAAGUUAUGAAUGGAAUGUAAGAUUAGUGACAGCUCUCCAUGCCUUAACUGUUACAGGACUUGGAUUAUGGUGUGCAUUUGUUCAAGGGCCAUGGCCAUUCACGGAUGCUGGGGGAAGAUCAACACCAUUACAACAACAGACAAUAUGUCUAUGUCUUGGUUAUUUCCUCUUUGAUAUGUCAUGGUGCCUGUAUUAUCAAACAGAAGGUCCUCCUAUGUUAGUCCACCAUAUACUGAGUAUAGCUGGUCUGUCUGUGUGCGCAAUAACACAUUGGUAUGGAACAGAGUUGAUUGCUUGUAUUGUAGGAAGUGAGGCAUCAAAUCCACUGUUACAGUUACGGUGGUUUCUUAAAGAGACAGGAAAAUAUGAUACAGUUUUUGGUGAAAUUGUAGACGCUGCAUUCAUGUUACUCUUUGGAGGUCUAAGAAUAGGAGUCGGUACCAAUUUAUUAUAUUCUUACUUUAAUCAGGACACAGAUUGGUUGGGAAGAAUUGGUGGUUUUGCAUUGUAUGCUUUGAGUUGGAUGUUCAUGGUCAAUAUAAUAACCUAUGCUAUUAAGAAAUACACCAAGAAAUUGAAAAAAUGGAAGGCAAGUUCUUCAGAUAAGAAAAGUGAACUUAAAGACAAAAACAUAACAGACAAAUCUGAGGUCAUAGUUACGAAGGACAACAAUCACAAUGUUAGGGCUCGUAAAGUUCUCCAGAACGGAUUCAUUACCUCUAAAAACAUUCAAAACAAAAUAGGUUCUACGAUGGAACAGUUAGCGACUGAUGAUGUUAUUGAGUUUUCUGUAAGUCGUACUGAUGUUAUUACUAGUUAAUAAUAUUUUCAUCCAACGAAAACUCUAAUGAGUUUGUGAUUGUGCUCUGUGUCAGUAAGUUUUACAUAAAAAGGAAUAUAGUGAAUUCAGUUCAUGAUCAUGAAGUAACAAUUAAAUGUUUUACAAGAUGUGUUUGAAGCCUGAUACAAGAUGGCCAUAUUGAACAAAAUGUUUAUAAAUGGAUAAAACAGGGUGUAAAUGAAAUGAUUGAACUUUCGUAAUAUACAAAUGUAUUUUUUUAUUUUUGUAUCUAUCAUCAUCUAUAGCUAUAACCUUACAUGCUAUACAUGUGAUACAUGUGCAAUGUAUAUUUUUAAGAAGUAUGCAUAAAAUGUACCUCCAUAUUUAUUUUUGAUCUAUUUUCUUUGUCUUCCAUAUCUAAACCAUAAUUUUUUUCUUCUGUACUUUCAUGUAAAAAGAACAUUUAUUUUUAUAUGAUUUAGUUUAAAAAAAAUCUUGGUGCCAUUCUAUGAUAAUAGUAAAUAGAUAUUUUUAAUUAUCAAAAUAAAGACGUGUAUCUCAAGUUCAGGAAGCUGUCAUAAAUUAUACAUCUAAACUUUACAGAAUUUAUGUUGAAGUAUAUUUCACUUGACUGUUGUUUUUUUAUUUAAUACAAAAAUAGAUUUUCUGUUCUUAUUUGAAUAUGAAGUUUUUAUAUUAAAAAUUAUUUGUAAAUCCGUGAGUUGAAAUCCAAUGUCCCAUUUACCCAUAUGAAUCAUGUAUAUAGUAUUUCAAUGAAUUGAAUUCUAAUGACGAAUAUGAAUCAUGCACAUGCAUCAUACAUGUCAAAUUUUAUCAAUGAAAAUUUAGAAAAAAUCUCCACUGAACAAGCACAUGCAUAUUGUAUAUAAAGAUGUCUGGUAAUAUUGUUCUUCUGAUACAAUGUAAGUCCUGGUCUUGAAGUCAUAAACUUUCAAGUCAGUUUUUUGUACUCAUACUCCAAUAUCAACCAAUCGAAUUGCCGAAUUUCAUGUUUUGAGCAUGAUUUUUGUGCUCCGAGCACUGAUCAAAGUUUUGUUACUUCUAGGCCUGGCAUGCAUUUCAUUAUUUGAUGUUAAAUAAACUGACUUGUUGGGAAAAUAAGUAUCUACCUGCAGCAUCCCAUGUAUUAAAGUUCCAUUUUGGUGAAUUUAAUCUCAAUUUUGAAUCAUGCACAUGCAGGCUACAUGUAUUCAUGUAUGUAAAUCUCAUUUCAAUGGCCUGAAUGAUGAAUCAUGUAUAUGUUAUAUAAAUAUUUGCUAUAAACUUCAUUUCAAUAAAUCUAAUGACUUUCCAUGCACUUGAAAGUAAAAAUCACUAAUUAUCCUGGAUUUUUAUCAAAUUUGGAUAGAAGCGUCUUAUACAUGUUAUAAUCAAAAGAUAGUAUCAAGAGAAACAUUUUUAUUGAUUUUUUUCCUCAUUUUUGUUGAGCCUGCAAUUUUGAGCCAAAUUAGGCGAGACACUGGGUUCCGCGGAACCCAUACAAAUUUUUAUAAAAUGUUGAUUAGAUUGCAUACAUGUAUUUGUGGUUUUUUUUGUGUGUGUGUAUACAUUGUACUUCAUUAGUCUUUCUCAAAUAGCACUGUUUUUUUUAUUUUUUUGUUUUGUUCACAUCAAAGUGCAAUUCCACAACAUGUUUAGUAUUUUGUGAUAGAUCAUUGUUAUUAUAUAAGCAUUAAAGAAACCUGGUAUUUUUGGGCAUUGAUACAUGUAUUUUUUUGGUUGUUCCUACCAUUUGAAUGAUUUGAUUUAUACAUUUUGGGUAUUAGAGAUACUUAAUGAUGGUAGAUUGCUCUACUACAUGUAUAUUCUAUAAGAAUAACAGUUAUGCAAGUCACAACCAUUUAAAGGUAUUUUUUUUAAGUACAAAUAAAAGUAGAAUCUGAACCAUUCACAGAACCAUUUUUGAGUUUUUUUCCAACUUAAUUAGCUUAACUCUUAUAAAUAUAUAUUAACUUGUGGUUUCAUCACCUAAAAGCUUUAACCACUUGAAUUUUCAACAUUAAUAUGCUAAAAAUCGUUUUUGUGAGUGUAGUUUGUUGUUCUAAAGACACUUAUUCAGGUUUCACACUUACUUUAUUUACCAUAAAAAAUCUGCAAACGAUAAAAUAUCAUAUCAAUUAAAGAAGUUUUAAAUAAAACCAGUACAUGUUUGACAGAUAUAUAAUAUUAGCCAUGGCGUAAAAGAGUGACAGUAUUUGACAAAAAUGACAAUCACCAAAUUAUAGUUACUGUAGUUGUUGAAGGUAUAUAAAUUUAACCACCUGUUUAAUUGAUUUUCUUAUCUUAAAUCUCGUAGGCCUUUCAGGGGGUCCCUGCCCUCCCUUUUUGUUUGAAAAGUUUUGGUUGAUUAUAUAGGGAAUCCUGUGCACUGAAGCAUUACUCGAAAUGUUUUUUUAUAUAAGGUAAUCUGGCGCAAUACCCGCAAGGGUAGUCGCCAUUAAACUCUAUUUAGUAGUAGAAGCAUGACUGGAUCGGUCCCCCUUAGGUCAGUCCCUUACAAAAAUGUUCUGGAUCUGCCACUGAAUCUUCUUGUCAAUAUACUUAUGAAAACGAUUAUAAUGGUUCCUUUCAAUCUGUGUUUUCAUUUGGAACUCUUUAGGAUUUGCCUUUUAAUGUGAGAACACUUUAUUUAAAAUAUUUAUAUUUCUAUAUAUGAUUGGCAAUGGUGACUUAAUUUUAUCCUUAAUUGACUUUUUAUUUAGUCCAACCUGUAAAUAUUUAUACUUUCUGUAUAAAACACUAUUGACCUACUUUAAAUGACAGAAAUAUCGUAUCUCAAAUAUACAUGGUAGGCACAGGAAGUAUUAUAAUUGUUUGUGUUAUUUAAAAAAAUGUUAAACUAACUUACAUUUUAUGUACAUAUAAUACUACAUCUGACUUCUCUGAUAGAUAUAUCAAUGUUUAGUUUUAGAAAAUUGAUUUGAUAAAAAAAAAAUGUAGCCCAAAUUGUUACAGGAAAUACGUCUUUCCCUACAAUGCAUGAGCAAAUAGUGAAGUUGCUUGUGUCUGUAUUAAAUCAUGUGAAAAUUAUCUUUUCAGGAUUUAUUUAUCAUGUUCAUGCAAUGAUAGUAUAUUUUUUUCUAUGUAAGAUGAUUAGAUGUACAAAGUUUUGAAAUUAUUUAUUAUUUGAUUUUUCUUUACUAUUUGUAUAUUUUUUGUUAAAUAAAUUAUUUAUACUAUUUAUACAACCAAAA
Molecule: messenger RNA, 4307 nt
Organism: Mytilus trossulus (common blue mussel)
Lineage: Eukaryota; Metazoa; Mollusca; Bivalvia; Mytilida; Mytilidae
Product: TLC domain-containing protein 5-like
Exons: 4
Coding region: 202-1131 (309 amino acids)
Cellular component (GO): membrane
Source: RefSeq, a predicted model, not a curated record